Diaporthe batatas is the source of this 2859-nucleotide messenger RNA. RefSeq names its product phosphatidylethanolamine N-methyltransferase. The record is from RefSeq and is a predicted model, not a curated record. Gene Ontology annotation, molecular function: phosphatidylethanolamine N-methyltransferase activity. The transcript is spliced from 4 exons. Gene Ontology annotation, biological process: phosphatidylcholine biosynthetic process. NCBI's taxonomy places the organism in Eukaryota, Fungi, Ascomycota, Sordariomycetes, Diaporthales, Diaporthaceae. Bases 1 to 2859 code for a protein of 952 amino acids.
AUGAGCUCUGCUGCGAAUCUCCCGGCCGGCGACGGCUCCUUGCGCCAGCGAACUGGUGUGGCCUCACAACCCGCCCUUUCUGCCCAACACUCGCCCUCUAACCACACUCUUGAAAAGGAGUCGCCUCGUCACGAUGCCGACCACGACCGUGAUUCUCAACAACCUGCCGGACCUGACAAGCCCAACAAGACCUACGGGCGCACUCCAGAUGGAAUCGUUUUCAUCGUCCCAACCACCCACGACAUGGUCAGCCAGCUCUUGGACCCUCGACAGCCCAAGAACCUCUCCGAUGCCGCCGUCCUCGUGAUUCUCGCCCUGCACAUCCUGCUUGCCUACUUGUUGCCCGCCGAGCUCAAGAAGCCCGUCAUGGCCGCCGUCUUCAUCUUCUGGAGGGCCUCGUACAACGUUGGCAUCGGCGUCUUGCUCCAGGAACAGUCCAACCGUAAGCUGAUGGUGACCUGGGCCAAACGCUGGAGGCUGUUUGUGAACCCCUCCACCGGGAAGCAGCCCAGGCCGUGGCUCUACAGGCUGCUCAAGAAGGAGCUUGAGGCAAAGAUCCCCGAGGACUAUAAGUUCGAGGACGCCCCUCUCGAGUACAAUACCUGGCUCGUCUUCCGCCGCCUCGUCGAUCUGAUUCUGAUGUGUGACUUUGUGUCCUACUGCCUCUUCGCCAUUGUCUGCGCCCAUGUGCCCGACGGUGAAUCCACCAUGGUCUUUCUGUGUCGCUGGGCUGUAGGCGUCGCAUUGUUCGUGUUCAACGUCUGGGUCAAGCUUGAUGCACACCGAGUAGUCAAGGACUUCGCCUGGUACUGGGGCGACUUCUUCUACCUCGUCGACCAAGAGCUGACCUUUGACGGCGUCUUUGAGAUGGCACCGCAUCCCAUGUACAGCAUUGGCUAUGCCGGAUACUACGGUAUCUCCGCCAUGGCUGCUAGCUAUGAGGUCUUGUUCAUCUCGAUUGCGGCGCAUCUGGCCCAGCUCGCGUUUCUGGUUGUGGUCGAGAACCCGCAUAUCGACAAGACAUACAACCCGCCAGCCCCAAGGACCAAGUCGGAUUCCGAGCAGGACGCCCCGGCCGAGCCCGUUGAUGAUGCGUCUAGGGAGGCAUUGGCUCCCGUGCACAAUCUCAUUGGCUUCCGGAACAUUGAUCUCUUUCGUUCCACGGACUAUUCCGUCAUCCUGGCCUCCAUCUAUGUGGCAGUGCUGGCGAUUGUCACGCCGUCGACUCCACCUUACCAGGUGCUGUUUUUCUUGCAUGCUCUUUUGUGGAAGCUGUGGUUCUGCGUGGGAAUCGGCAUCCUAUUGACCCUGCAGUCAAAGGAGAGGAUGAUCACCCGCCACUUCGUCAAGUACGGAGAGAGCGCCGGUGAGGCCUGGCGCCAGUGGAAGGGCCUGUACCACUUCAGUAUGACUCUCUCCGUGGCGUCUUUUUGCGCCCUCUGCUGGAAGAUGUACAGCCUCCCAGAAGACUGGAUGCACGGCUGGGUACUGUUGAGGCACGUCAUUGGCAUCAGUCUCAUCGCCCUCCAGAUCUGGACAUUCGUGAGUGUCUAUGACACGCUUGGCGAGUUUGGCUGGUUCUAUGGCGACUUCUUCUUUGACCACAAGGCGAAGCUGACCUACAACUCCAUCUACCGGUUCCUGAACAACCCAGAGCGCAUAAUAGGACUGGCGGGUCUCUGGGGCGCGGCAGUGAUCACAUGGAGCAGGUCAGUCGCGUUGUUCGCGCUCCUAAGUCAGAUCCUCACCAUGGGGCACAUUGAAUUUGUCGAGAGACCGCACAUGCACAAGGUGUAUGGGUCUGGGAAUCUGCGGGAGGAGGCCGGGCUUACCAAGUUCAUCAAGAACUCGCUUCCUCCCCCAGUCAAGGGCUGGUCGUCCAGCGUGGACAAGGUCCUGGAUGAGACGAGGAACUUUGUCGACGAUGUCAUCACCACUGCCGGCCCGAUGCUUGCCAGUGGGGUAUCCAGCAUCGCUCGCGACACGACUGCGCUGUUCAACAAGUACCCGGCCCGGCUGACCAUCACGCGAAUCCCGCCCGACCUGGCUGGCCGCAACCCCGAGGACUACUCGGUGAGCUUUGCUGGCACCCCUGCCGUGUCUCCUGUUGGUGAGAGGGCAACUGGCAAGGAGAGUCUCACGGCGCGGGUGAACAAGGACUUCAAGACACAGGUAUUCGAGUACGGCGCCCCCAUCCGCGUCAAGUGGAGGGCACCCGCGAACCACAGCAAGAAGGACUGGGUCGGGCUUUACAUGGUCACGGAUAACCGGUCCCGGGAAGUGACAGAGGUGCCGUCCCUAGGUCGCUGGAUCCCAACCACACCGGAGUUCUACGGCGAGUCCUACAGCAGCGGCGUGGUCAAGUCAGACGAGCCUGUGCCGGAUUCAAACCUGGUCUCGGGCGAGAUGGUGUUCGAAGGCGACAAGCUCUGGUGGACGCAGGGGGUGUUCGAGUUCCGCUACCACCACGAUGGCACGCACCAGGUUAUGUCGGUCAGCGAGCCGUUCGAGGUCUGCAUCAGCCGGUUUGAGGAAGAGGAUGAGGAGGCGAUCGAAAAGGCGCUCCUCCCGGUGGUGCGCAACUGCCUGGACCGCGAUAACGACAUUGCACCCAGCACCGUGGACGAGCGGUUCGGCAGCCACGUGGAAAGGGACAGCAAGUACGCCAAGCGGGUUGUGUACGCGAUCCGCAACAUGUUUGGUAUUGAGUUCGCACCGGCGGUGGUGCCUGCGGAUGGGAACGUGAGGAGGUUGGCCUGGAGGGUCUGUAAUGCAAGACAGGUUCUGGCGCCUUACUCCAUGUCUUCUCACUCCAACGGGCCGUCUACGCCCACGACGGACAAGUUCCCGGAGGAGUAG